Cydia fagiglandana is the source of this 2851-nucleotide messenger RNA. Its product is annotated as limbic system-associated membrane protein-like. NCBI's taxonomy places the organism in Eukaryota, Metazoa, Arthropoda, Insecta, Lepidoptera, Tortricidae. The transcript is spliced from 10 exons. Gene Ontology annotation, molecular function: protein binding. The coding region runs from base 100 to 1695 and encodes 531 amino acids. Gene Ontology annotation, cellular component: neuron projection. The record is from RefSeq and is a predicted model, not a curated record.
UCAUUCACGAUUCAACUGGCACCGCGAAAUUAUCGCAAAUAUUUUAAGUGAUGUUGGAAUAAUUACCUCUGUAUCGAAAAAAAUUGCACAAAUUUUAAGAUGAAGUGGGUUUUUUAUGUAAUCGUGUUUGUGUAUAUGUUUUAUAGAGCAGUUUAUGGACUCAACACUAACGGAAUCAGCAGUAAUCAAAUAAUAACCCUGGAUGACAACUCUGAUUAUGGAUAUGGGAUAUUUGUUGCCGCGGGAGAGCGAAAAAUUAUUAGCUGUAAAGCUUCCGGCAAAAACCAAGAGAUAAAAUGGUACAACCCUAAAGGCCUCGCCAUAUCUCGCAUUCAAUCCGGGCGCGUGUACACGUCGCAGUACUUCGUGCAGUCCCCGCGUGCGCCUGCGCUGGUGCUGAACAUCACGGAGGCCGAGGUACACGACAGCGGAGUGUGGGUGUGCCGCGCGGGAGACACCGUUAGGAAUGUCUCCAUUUGCGUCAUUGAUCCUACGAAUUUCGAAGGAACACCUACUGAAGUAGCGGCAGAUGAGGGUCGCUCCUACACGUUGUCCUGCCAGACCAAGGGAGAACCCGAGGCCACGAUAUCAUGGACUAGAAACGGACGAGUUAUAAACGAAUUUGAUUACCAAGACAUGCCAAAGUACAGAGUAAUGACGAAAUAUAACAGACAAGGAAUUGAGGGAUUACUAACUAUUAUGUCACUAAGUGUCGAGGAUAGUGGCGUGUAUACUUGUAUUGCCACCCAAGAAACGGAAUUAGCGGACAAAUGUGGAAAAAACCAAACUAUCGAUAUUGUGCUAAAUAUUAACCAUGCUCCUACGUUUGGAGAAAGGACGAAGGAGAAUGUUUACGGAAUCGAAAGUGAAAGUUUAUUUCUAAGAUGCGAGGCUGAUGGCUACCCUCAACCAACCUAUAAGUGGUUCGUAAGAAAUGGUGGAGAAAAUGCAGUACAAGUAGCUGACAAAGAAGUAGUUUCCGCUGAUAAUGACUCCGCUUCUGUUUUACCAGUAAAGGUGGCAGAAGACAGUUUUGACAGUCAAUACAUUUGUCAAGCAUCAAACCAGCUGGGAGAUGUUGAAUUGGAGUUUCAUAUACUGGAAUCUAUGAUUCCUAAAAAGCCUGAUGAGGUAGAAAUUAACGAAGAUCUAACGACAAGUAAAACUAUUGUUUUCAAUGUUUCGUGGAAUGACGAAAUACGAUUUGAUAUAAGCAAAAUUGAAGUACAGUAUAUGCCAACGGCGCAACUACCGAGAAAAAGAGCGACUGCACUGAGAGAAAGAGAUUGGAAACAUUCAAGGCUAUAUUCAGCCCCGACUGGUGAAGUACUUGAAGAUAGCACUAUGGCGGUAUUAGAGGGUUUAGAGCCAUCGACUGAGUAUUGGGUGCGAUUACGCAUCAAGAAUGACAUCGGUGACUCAUUGUGGUCAAAUUCAAUUAGGGCAUCAACCAAAGAAGGAAAAGAGGAUGAGGAAGAAGAAAAUGAAGCGGAAGAUGAACGAGAAAAAGAAGAUCACGAUGUAGAAGAAGCCACUGAGCCCGAGCCAGAGACAACUGAAGAUGAUUCGCUUGUUACUACCGAAAAGCAAGCAACGCCGCCAUCAGAUGAUUCUGGAAGGUUUUACGGCCUGUUCUUUGCCGCAGGUGUUUUGAUAGUAGCUGUCGGUUGCACUUUCGUUGUAAGGAUGGUGUAGGAUCGUGUUCAUAAUUCCGAUAUUUGAAUGUUAGUUGAGAUUGGCUUUUAUUUACGUACAUUGUUCAGUUUAUUGGUUCGCAAGUUUUGAUUUUAAACCACUUGAAUUUCAUAACAUACAAUAAUAUACUGGAUCAAGCAAAUCUUGUCAGUAGCAAACGGCGGCAAAUUUGAAAAAUCGCGGAUUAGCAACACUGUGUUCUUGGAAGCCGGUGUUGCUCGAAGACUGUGUUCGAAUAAUUCGAAAAUCGCGUGUCAUCUGUGUUUUAUCUGUGGAAUGUGGAUCGCGAAUGACAGCCAUCAUCUUCUGUGUUUACAAUGUUUACAUUCUGAAUCGAUUCUAUUUCAAGAGAUAUUUCUGCUGUGUUACCAUUAAAUACCAAUAUAUUAAAUAAGACUGUGCUUAAUUAAAGCUGAGGUGCCUAUAAUGCCUACAGUGCCAACUGAGAAAUGUAAUGAAAUAUUAAAAUCCAGUAUGACAUCUACCUGCUGAAGCAAUGAUUUUAUUCAUACAUUCUUGUUUAACGGCAUAGUCCACUUACAAUUUUAUUUUGAGAUCUUCAAAUCAUUUUAAUCAUUUUUAUCAACAUCACACACCGCUUUUAAAUUGUCCGUUCAUACGUAUUAAGUAUUAAUAACAAUUUCAAACAUUUUCAUUUGAGAAUCCGCGAGUGACAACUUGAAUUAACGUACGUGACAGGUCGCGCUCAGCGGGGGAAAACAAAGUUUUGGUUCGAUGUACUUCUUUUGCUGCUUUUCUUAGCGCAAUACUACUCUUUGAGUGUUGCCCUACUUCAGUUUGCUUUAUAUUGCUACUGACAAGAUUUGCUUGACGCACUAUAAUUUUCUUAUUAAUUUGUCGAAAGUACAUGUACAAGAAUAUGGCUAUAACUGCUGUGAGGUUGCUUUGAAUUGAAAUUAGUAACUAUUAUCUCUUGUUUUGUUGAUAUUUAUCUUCUUUUUUACCUUAUUUAUAAUUAGUAAUAACGAUUAAUUUAUGUACAGUAUUUUCACAAUUACUUAUUUUAUUCGCUUAGUGUUUUGUUUUAUUUACAACUAAAGAGCAGUGGAUAGUGCUGGAGAUAAAUAUCUGAAGCUUUAUGUAUUUUUAUUAUUUAAGUAGGUAUAUUUUCGAACAACAUUCUGUGGUGGGUGAA